UAGAAUGGGACCGCACUUUUGGACCCCCUAAAAUCUGCCUAACUCAGUUUCCCACAGCCCCCCACUCCAUAUCCACCUCCCCUACACCUUUCCCUGACCUCCAAGCCACCCAGAGACCCCCUUACCCUCCCUGAGCCCUGGAGUCCCCCAACGUUCUAGUCCCCUUGACUACCUGCUCUUAUGUACAGAUCUAUACGUUGUGUAGUAUGCCAUCACGAUGGAGGAGUUCCUGGCAAAACUGUGUGGCACCAGUCCAGCCCAGCCGCUCCCACUCUGGGUGGAAGGCACCACGGGACACUGCUUCACCCAGCUGAUCUUGAAUACCCUUCCCCAUGCGCUCCUUGCUCUGCUCAGCGCCUGCUAUCUGGGCACUCCGAGGUGCUUGGGCUCCAUCACCCGCAGCAGCCCUGGCUGGAGGCUGAGGGUCACUGCCUCCUUCCUGCUCUCAGCCCUCCCUUUGCUGGACCUGCUUCCCGCAGCUGGGCCCCCACAGGCGGGCCCCGGGCCCCUGGGACUGGAGGUUUUGGCCGGGGGCACGGCAGCGGUGGCCUGGCUCACGCACGGCCUGACGCUGAGGGCGCUGGCCCGGUCGUCUCACGGCCGCUGUCGCGGGCCUCCGGCCCUGGCUCUGACUGCCCUCCUGUCCACCCCCGCCCUGGUGCUGACCCUGUUCUGGCACUGCCAGCGGGGCACGCUCCUGCCCCCGCCGCGCCCGGGACCCCUGGCCCGCUUCUGCCUCCUCGUCCUGCAGUUGGCCACCCUCCUGGCCUACGGUUUGGGCUGGGCACUGCCCGGGGACCGCCGCCCGGCACCUGGGGACCACGAGCCACUCCUGCCGGAGCCGGAGGAGCCCGAGGGCACCGAGGACGGAGAGAGCUGGCUGUCGUGCCUGUCCUACGCCUGGCUGGCCCCCUUGCUGGACCGGGGAAGCCGAGGGCAGCUCCGCCAGCCCCGGAACACCUGCCUUCUGCCCGCGGGGUUGCGCACGGCCCCCGUAGGCCGCCUCUUCUGGGCGUGCUGGCGGGAGCAGGCGGGGGCAGGGCCCCCGCGUCUGUGGCGGGUGCUGCUCUCUGCCUUCGGGCGCCGUUAUCUGGCUCUGGGGCUGCUGAAACUGGCGGGGACGGCUCUGGGGUUCUCCGGGCCCCUGCUGCUCUCCCUCCUGGUGGGCUUCCUGGAGCAGGGCCACCAAGAGCUCAGCUGGGGGCUGCUGUACGCGUUGGGGCUGGCGGCGGGGGCCACGGCCGGGGCCCUCCUGCGGAACCAGUACGGCUACCGAGUGCAGAAGGUGGUGCUGCGGGUGCGGGCGGCCGUGCUCGGGGCCCUCUACCGGAAGGCCUUGCGCUUGGGGCCCAUCAGGCCCUCCACCGGCGAGGUGCUCAACCUCCUGGGCACCGACGCGGAGCGGCUGCUCAACCUGGCCCCGAGCUUCCACGAGGCCUGGGGCCUGCCCCUGCAGCUGGCCGUAACCCUCUACCUCCUCUACCAGCAGGUGGGCCUGGCCUUCCUCGGGGGGCUGGGCCUGGCGCUGCUGCUGGUACCGGUCAACAAGGUGCUGGCCACCCGCAUUAUGGUCAACAACCAGGAGAUGCUGAGGCACAAGGAUGCCCGAGUCAAGCUGAUGACAGAGCUGCUCGGCGGCAUGCGGGUCACCAAGUUCUGCGCGUGGGAGCAAGCCCUGGGGGCCCGCGUGGAGGACUGCCGAGCCCGGGAGCUGCAGAGCCUCCGGGCCAUCAAGUUCCUGGAUGCAGCCUGCGUGUACCUGUGGGCAGCCCUGCCCGUGGUUAUCUCCAUCCUCAUCUUCAUCACCUACGUCCUCAUGGGCAACCAGCUCACCGCCACCAAGGUGUUCACGGCUUUGGCCCUCGUGGGCAUGCUGAUUCUGCCGCUCAACAACUUCCCUUGGGUCCUCAAUGCCCUCCUGGAGGCCAAGGUGUCUCUGGGCCGGAUCCAGUGUUUCCUCGAUCUUCCAGACCACGACCCCAAGUCCUACUACCACCCAGAGCCUCCCUCUGAUCCAUCAGUUGAGCUGAAGUUGCAUGAAGCCUCAUUCUCCUGGGCCUUGCCUGGGAAUGGCCUGGACAUCGUCAUUCCCCACCUCACGGUGCACAAGGGGGCUCUGGUGGGCAUCGUGGGCAAAGUAGGCUGUGGAAAGAGCUCUCUGCUGGCUGCCAUCACUGGGGAACUCAACAGGCUGGGCGGAUGGGUGGCAGUACGAGACAUAGACCAGGGCUUUGGCCUGGCCACCCAGGAGCCCUGGAUCCAGUUUGCCACCGUGCGGGACAACAUCCUCUUUGGGAAGGCCAUGGAUACUCGCCUCUACCAGGAGGUCUUGGAAGCCUGUGCCCUCUGGGAUGACCUGAAGAUUCUGCCUGCCGGGGACCAAACGGAGGUGGGGGAGAAGGGCGUGACCCUCAGCGGAGGACAGCGGGCCCGCAUCGCCCUUGCCCGAGCAGUCUACCAGGAGAAGGAGCUCUAUCUGUUAGAUGACCCGUUAGCCGCUGUGGAUGCGAAUGUGGCCAAUCACCUUCUGCACAAGUGCAUCCUGGGAAUCCUGGGCCACACCACCCGCCUGCUGUUCACCCACCGGACCGAGUUCUUGGAGCAAGCCGACCUGGUGCUCUUGCUGGAAGGGGGGCGCCUGGUGCAGGCAGGACCCCCAUCGGAGAUACUCCCCCUGGUACAGAUCACCCCUCUGGCCCGGACCAUGGAUGGACAGGAGCCAGAGCCAGCAGAAGCCAGCCCGGCAGCCCCGAGCCCCCGGGAGGCAGAGCCGGGACCAGGGGAAGGGACUCAAGCCCCUAGCGGCCUCCUGCAAGAGGAGGAGAAGAAGGAGGGCGCGGUGGCCUUCCAGGUGUACCAAGCUUACUGGGCAGCCGUGGGCGGAGGGAUGGCCUUGGCCAUCCUCCUCUCCCUGCUCCUCAUGCAAGGCACCCGGAAUGCAGCCGACUGGUGGCUCUCUCACUGGAUCUCCCAGCUGAAGGCCAAUGAGAACAGCACCCAAGGGGCCGCGGCGUUUCUCUCCCCUCAGCUGCUCCUUUUCUCCGCUGGAGAUCUCCUCACCCCGGUGCCCCCGAUGGGCCGCAGCUCCUCCACAAACAGCUCCCUGGACGUGCGGUUCUACCUGACGGUGUACGGCUCUAUCGCCGGGGCCAACUCCCUCUGCACACUCCUGCGCGCCCUGCUGUUUGCGGCGGGCACCCUGAGGGCGGCUGCCACCCUCCACCGUCGUCUGCUGCGCCGUGUGCUCAUGGCCCCGGUCACGUUCUUCGAGGCCACGCCAACAGGCCGCAUCGUGAACCGCUUCUCGUCGGACGUCGCCUGCGUAGACGACAGCCUCCCCUUCGUCCUGAACAUCCUGCUGGCCAACGCGUUCGGGCUGCUGGGCCUCGUGACGGUGCUGGCUGCCGGGCUGCCCUGGCUGCUGCUGCUGCUGCCGGCCCUGGGGGCCCUCUACCUCUCCGUGCAGCGUCGCUACCGGGCCUCGGCCCGCGAGCUGCGGCGCCUCUGUAGCCUCACCCUGUCCCCCCUCUACACCCACCUGGCCGAGAGCCUGGCUGGACUCGGUGUCCUCCGGGCCACCCGUGCCGUGCCCCGGUUCAUGGACGACUAUGAGCGACUGCUGGAGGACAGUCAGCGCUGCCAGUUUGCCGCCAAGGCCACCCUGCAGUGGCUGGACAUCCGCCUGCAGCUGAUGGGCGCUGCGGUGGUCAGCGCCAUUGCGGGCAUAGCCCUGGCCCAACACAGCCAGCGACUCGCCAACCCAGGGCUCGUGGGACUGGCCCUGUCCUACGCCCUGUCCCUGACGGAUCUGCUCUCGGGGUUGGUGAGCACCAUGACGCAGACCGAAACGAUGAUGGUGAGCGUGGAGAGGGUGGAGGAGUAUGCCAGCACCCUGCCUAGUGAACCUCAGGACCAGUCGCUCAAGGGGUUCCCAAACUGGCUGACCCGGGGCCAGGUGGAAUUCCAGGAUGUGUCCCUGCGGUACCGACCGGGGCUGCCCCCGGCUCUGGCUGGCGUCAGCUUCACGGUGUUUCCCGGAGAGAAGCUGGGCAUCGUGGGCCGCACCGGCUCUGGCAAGUCCUCCCUCCUGCUAGUGCUCUUCCGCCUGCUGGAACCCAGCGCCGGCCGCGUGCUGCUGGAUGGCACGGACACUACUCGGCUCCACCUGCGGCAGCUCAGGUCCAGCCUGGCCAUCAUCCCUCAGGAGCCCUUCCUGUUCAGCGGGACGGUGCGGGACAACCUGGACCCCCAGGGCCGGCACGAGGACGCCACCCUCUGCGAAGCCCUGGGCCAGUGUCACCUGCUCCAAGUCAUCGCGUCCCUGGGUGGCCUGGAUGCGGAGCUGGGGGAAGGGGGCCGCCUCCUGUCCCUGGGCCAGAGGCAGCUGCUGUGCCUGGCGAGAGCCCUUCUCACCGACGCCAAGAUCCUCUGCAUCGACGAGGCCACGGCCAGCGUGGACCAACGGACGGACCAGCUGAUCCAGCAGACCAUCCGUCAGCGCUUUGCUAACAAGACCGUGCUGACCAUCGCCCACAGGCUCGACACCAUCCUGGACUCAGACCGGGUGCUGGUGCUGCAGGCAGGCAAGGUGGCGGAAAUGGACACGCCCGCCGCCCUGUGCAGCCGCCCCGACUCCAUCUUCCACCGGCUGCUCCAGAACAGCCAGAGGUGAUUGGGCCAGCCCCCGACCGCGCAAAGCAGAUGGACACUGACCUACCUCGGGGACGGCUCUGGCUUCCCCUACAGCAAGGCCCUGGGACCACCACGCCCACCUCUCGCUUCCCUGCCGGGCAGCAAACCUUCCUCAUAACGACAACAUCUGCGGUAUUUGUUCAGCACUUGCCGCGGGUCAAGCACUGGAGGAGAUGCAGGAUAAUCCGGUCAGACACGGCCCCCUUGGUACAUGGGGCUCUCAGUCUAAGAUGAUGCAACUGGUAUUUAAUUCUCCUUUUUCAGAUGAGAAAACCGAGGUCCAGAGAAGUGAAGUGACUUGCCCAAGGUCUCACAGCAGCAAGUGGCGGAGCCCGGAAUAUAGCCCAGGGGCUCUGAUCCCUGGGUCUAUGCUCCUUCCUCUUGGCCGCGCUCCUUCCAAGUGGCAGCUACCCUUUUCCUCCCUCCCUAAGACCGGGCAAGCCUUCUCUCUCUUCCCAAGUGCAGAGAAGCAGUGAAGCC
Ornithorhynchus anatinus (platypus) is the source of this 5172-nucleotide messenger RNA. RefSeq names its product ATP binding cassette subfamily C member 10 (gene ABCC10). Gene Ontology annotation, molecular function: ABC-type transporter activity; ATP hydrolysis activity; ATP binding. Gene Ontology annotation, biological process: transmembrane transport. Gene Ontology annotation, cellular component: membrane. NCBI's taxonomy places the organism in Eukaryota, Metazoa, Chordata, Mammalia, Monotremata, Ornithorhynchidae. The transcript is spliced from 22 exons. The record is from RefSeq and is a predicted model, not a curated record. The coding region runs from base 218 to 4672 and encodes 1484 amino acids.